This is a messenger RNA of Pogona vitticeps (central bearded dragon), 8572 nucleotides long. NCBI's taxonomy places the organism in Eukaryota, Metazoa, Chordata, Lepidosauria, Squamata, Agamidae. The record is from RefSeq and is a predicted model, not a curated record.
CCCGCCCUGUUGCCCGCCUCCGGGCCCGCCUCCCUCCCUCGCCCGCUUCCCUCGCCCGAUGCCGGCCCGGGAGCGGCCGAAGAGGCGCAGGAGCCGCGGCGGCCCCGGAGGGAGCAAGGCCGGGCCUCCCCGGAGCCCAAAGGAGGCAGACGAGAUCGAGAGCUUGGCACUGCUGUUGGCCCAAAGCUAGCCACUGUUGAUCCUGAGUGUCCUCCCCACCUCCCCAGGACUGUCUUCCACCAUGUUCCACUUGAUGAAAAAGGACAGAGAUGGCUCCAGAAGGGAGAAGAAAGAGAAAAAGGAGAAAAAAGAGCGAAUGUCAGCUGCUGAGCUGAAAAGUCUGGAGGAGAUGAGCCUGCGCCGGGGUUUUUUCAACCUCAACCGGUCUUCCAAGAAGGACUCAAAGAGCCGCUUGGAGAUCUCCAACCCCAUCCCCAUUAAGGUGGCCAGCGGCUCUGACCUCCACCUGACCGAUAUCGACUCAGACAGCAACCGGGGGAGCAUGAUCCUGGAUUCCGGGCACCUCAGCACAGCCAGCUCCAGCGAUGACCUCAAGGUGGACGAUACCAACUUCAAAGGGUCUGUCCUUCAGCGGGCAGCGAAGUUUGGCUCGCUGGCCAAACAGAACUCCCAGAUGAUUGUUAAGAGGUUUUCCUUCUCGCAGAAAAGCCGGGAUGAAAGUACCUCGGAGACCUCCACGCCCUCUGAGCACUCGGCUGCCCCAUCCCCGCAGGUGGAAACCCGGACGCUGGAAAUACAGCUAACUAGGCAAGGUGUGAUGCCCGGAGCCCCCUUGUCCUCACGAAUCAGACUUCCUGAGGUGGUUAGCAAGAGGUUCCCUGCGGACCUGAAGCUCCCUAUGGUGGUGCCCCCUCAGCCUCCCGUCCCCAGGCAGCUGGAACUGCAGCGGCGCAAUACAGGCGACUUCGGCUUUUCCCUGCGCCGCACCACCAUGCUGGACAGGGGUGCCGAUGGGCAGGUGUACAGGCGGGUGGUACAUUUUGCUGAGCCUGGCGCUGGGACCAAAGACUUGGCUCUUGGCUUGGUGCCGGGCGACCGCUUGGUGGAGAUCAACGGGCGCAAUGUGGAAAAUAAAUCUCGGGAUGAGAUUGUAGAGAUGAUCCGGCAAUCGGGGGACACGGUGCGCCUCAAAGUGCAGCCCAUCUUGGAGCUGAGCGAGCUGAGCCGCUGCUGGUUGAGGAGUGGAGACGGCCUUCAUCAAGCAGCCUUUGACCCGGAGCCUGUGACCGCCACGGCUGCCCCAAGCCAGGCCAAAACGGAGGAACAGGUUGCAGCUGAAGAGGCCUGGUAUGAGACAGAUAAAGUCUGGCUGGUCCACAAGGAUGGCUUCUCCUUAGCCAGCCAGCUGAAGACGGAUGCAGUGGCCGGGCUGCUACCCGAGGGGAAGGUCAAGGUGAAGCUGGACUACGAUGGAGCCCUACUGGAGGUCGAUGAAGAUGAUGUGGAGAAGGCCAAUCCGCCGUCCUGUGACCGCGCAGAGGACCUGGCCAGCCUCGUCUAUCUCAACGAGUCCAGCGUCCUGCACACGCUGCGCCAGCGCUACGGGGGGAACCUCAUCCACACCUACGCUGGGCCCAACCUGGUCGUCAUUAAUCCUCUCAGCUCGCCCUCGAUGUACUCGGAGAAGGUGAUGCACAUGUUCAAGGGGUGCCGCAAGGAGGACACCUCCCCCCACAUCUACGCCGUGGCCCAGGCCGCCUACCGGAACAUGCUGAUGAGCCGCCAGGACCAGUCCAUCGUGCUCCUGGGUGGCAGCGGCAGCGGCAAGACCACCAACUGCCAGCAUCUGGUGCAGUACCUGGCCACCGUGGCUGGCAGCUCUGGGAAGGUCUUCUCAGUGGAAAAGUGGCAGGCGCUCUAUACAGUCCUGGAGGCCUUUGGCAACAGCGGCACAAGCUUGAACAGCAACGCCACCCGCUUCUCCCAGAUCAUCUCCCUGGACUUCGACCAGGCCGGGCAGGUGGCCUCUGCCUCUGUACAGACGAUGCUGCUUGAGAAGCUCAGGGUUGCCAAGCGCCCCGUGAACGAGGCAACGUUCAACGUAUUCUACUACCUGCUAGCGUGUCCGGACAGCACCCUCCGGACGGAGCUCCAUUUCAACCACUUGGCCGAAAACAACGUCUUUGGGACCAUCCCUCUCUCAAAGCCGGAGGAGAAGCAGAAGGCAGCCCAGCAGUUCAGCAAGCUCCAGGCAGCCAUGAAAGUGAUGGGCCUUUCCAGCGAUGAGCAGAAGGCCUGCUGGCUCAUCCUGGGCGCCAUUUAUCACUUGGGGGCAGCAGGAGCCACCAAAGACGGCGACGAAGCCGGGAGGAAGCAGUUUGCCCGCCACGAGUGGGCUCAGAAGGCGGCCUACUUGCUGGGCUGCACCCUGGAGGAGCUCUCCUCUGCCAUCUUCAAGCAUCAGCCCAAAGGGACAGCGCUGCAGAGGUCCACCUCCUUCCGCCAGGGACCGGAGGAUGUGGCGCUGGCGGAUGGCUCAGGUCCGAAAGCGUCUGCUCUGGAGUGUUUGGAGGCCUUCACCUCAAGCUUGUACUCUGAACUCUUCACGCUCCUCAUCUCCCUCCUCAACAGGGCUCUCAAAUCCAGCCAGCGUUCUCUGUGCUCCAUGAUGAUCGUGGACACCCCAGGCUUCCAGAACCCUGAGAUGGGCGGCCAGAGCCGAGGGGCCACCUUUGAGGAGCUGUGCCACAACUACGCCCAGGAGCGCCUGCAGACCCUCUUCCACGAGCGGACUUUUGUGCAGGAGCUGGAGCGGUACAAGGAGGAAAACAUAGAGCUUUCCUUAGAUGCCUUAGAACCCAAUACCUCUGGUUCUGUAGCCACAGUGGACCAAGCGUCCCACCAGGCACUGGUACGCUCUCUUUCCCGGACAGAUGAGGCUCGUGGCCUUCUGUGGCUUUUGGAAGAGGAGUCGCUUCAGCCCGGAGGAAAUGAGGAGACCCUUCUGGAAAGACUGUUCACCUACUACGGCCCACAGGAUGGAGACAAAAAAGGCCAGAAUCCACUGCUCCCCAGCAAUAAGCCGAAGCACUUCUACCUGGGCCACAGCUACGGCACCAACUGGGUGGAGUAUGACACCACGGGCUGGCUGAGCUACGUCAGGCAGAACCCAGCCUCCCAGAACGCCCUGCCUCGCUUGCAGGAGUCCCAGAAGAAAAUCAUCAGCAACCUCUUUGCGGGCCGGGCCGGGACCGCCGUGGUGUUGUCUGGCUCAGUAGCCGGGCUGGAGGGGGGCUCUCAGCUGGCCUUGCGCAGGGCCACCAGCAUGCGGAAGACCUUCACCACCGGGGUGGGGGCUGUGAAAAAGAAGUCCCUCUGCGUCCAGAUCAAGCUCCAGGUGGAUGCCCUCAUCGACACCCUGAAGAAGUCCAAGCUCCACUUUGUCCACUGCUUCCUGCCCAAAGUGGACGGCUGGAGUGGAGACCUCCGGGGGCCUGGCGGCCGGCGGGUGAGCACUAGCGAGCUGGACCUGCAUGGGGAGCACUGCGAGGCCGGUCUCAUGCAGCUGGACGUCCCUCUGCUGAGGGCCCAGAUCCGGGGCUCUCGCCUCCUGGACGCUCUCCGGAUGUAUCGCCAAGGUUACCCCGACCACAUGGUCUUUGCGGAGUUCCGGCGGCGCUUCGACGUCCUGGCCCCUCACCUCACCAAGAAGCACGGACGCAACUAUAUCGUCACCGACGAGAAGCGGGCGGUGGAGGAACUGCUGGAAUCCCUGGAGCUCGAGAAGAGCAGCUUCCACAUGGGCCUCAGCCGGGUGUUUUUCCGGGCAGGAACGUUGGCCAAACUCGAGGAGCAGCGAGAUAAACAGAUGAGCAGAAACAUCACCCUGUUCCAGGCGGCCUGCCGAGGAUUCCUUGCCCGACAGCAGUUCAAGAAAAGGAAGAUUCAGGACCUGGCCAUCCGUUGCGUCCAGAAGAACAUCAAGAAGAACAAAGGGGUGAAGGACUGGCCCUGGUGGAAGCUCUUCACUACCGUCCGGCCUCUCAUUGAGGUCCAGCUCACGGAAGACCAGAUCCGGGGGAAAGAUGAAGAGAUCCAGCAGCUGAAGAGCCGGCUUGAGAAGGUGGAGAAAGAGCGGAACGAGCUGCGGCUGAACAGCGACCGCUUGGAAAGCAAGAUUACAGAGCUGACCUCCGAGCUGACCGACGAGAGGAACACGGGCGAGUCGGCCUCCCAACUCCUGGACGCAGAGACGGCCGAGCGGCUGAGAGCGGAGAAAGAGAUGAAGGACCUUCAGGCCAAGUACGACGCGCUCAAGAAGCAGAUGGAAUCCAUGGAGAUGGAGGUGAUGGAGGCCCGCCUCAUCCGGGCUGCCGAGCUCAACGGCGAGAUGGAUGACGACGACUCGGGUGGCGAGUGGCGGCUCAAGUACGAGCGGGCGGUGCGCGAGAUCGACUUCACCCAGAAGCGCUUGCGGCAGGAGUUCGAAGACAAGCUGGAGGUGGAGCAGCAAGGCAAGAGGCAGCUGGAGAGAAAGCUGGCUGACUUGCAGGUGGACACCGAGGAGAACCAGCGAGCCCUGCAGACGCUGAAGAAGAAGUGCCAGCGCCUGACGGCUGAGCUGCAGGACACCAAGCGGCACCUGGAGGGCCAGCAGGGCCGCAACCACGAACUGGAGAAGAAGCAGCGCAGGUUUGACAGUGAGCUCUCCCAGGCCCACGAGGAAGCCCAGCGGGAGAAGUUGGCACGGGAGAAGCUGAGCCGGGAGAAGGACAUGCUCAUCUCCGAGGUCUUCAGCCUCAAGCAGCAGCUCGAGGAGAAGGAUUCGAACCUGGCCGCCCUGACGCAGAAGGCGGAGGCCCUGGAGGCCGAGCUGCAGGACCUCUCUUCCCAGGAGUCCAAAGACGAGGCUUCCCUCGCCAAAGUCAGGAAGCAGCUCCGGGACCUGGAGGCCAAGGCCAAGGACCAGGAGGAGGAGCUGGACGAGCAGGCGGGCACUAUCCAGAUGUUGGAGCAGGCCAAGCUCCGGCUGGAGAUGGAGAUGGAGCGGCUGCGUCAGACACACUCCAAAGAAGUGGAGAGCCGGGAUGAAGAGGUGGAAGAGACUCGGCAGUCCUGCCAGAAGAAGCUGAAGCAGAUGGAGAUGCAGCUGGAGGAGGAGUACGAGGAGAAGCAGAAGGUGCUGCGAGAGAAGAGGGACCUGGAGGCGAGGCUGGCGGCUGUCAGCGACCAGGUCAACCAGCGGGACUUUGAGACGGAGAAGCGACUCCGGAAGGACCUGAAGCGCACCAAGGCCCUCCUGGCCGACGCCCAGGUCAUGCUGGACCACCUGAAGAACAACGCGCCCAGCAAGCGGGAGAUCGCACAGCUCAAGAACCAGCUGGAAGAGUCAGAGUUCACCUGUGCAGCCGCAGUCAAAGCUCGCAAGUCCAUGGAGGUGGAGAUUGAGGACCUUCACCUGCAGAUUGAUGAUCUCUCCAAGGCCAAGGCAGGGCUGGAAGAGCAGUUGAGCCGCCUGCAGCGGGAGAAGAACGAGGUGCAGAGCCGGCUGGAGGAAGACCAAGAGGACAUGAACGAGCUCAUGAAGAAGCACAAGGCGGCCGUCGCUCAAGCCUCCCGAGACUUGGCCCAGAUCAACGAUCUCCAGUCGCAGCUGGAAGAGGCCAGCAAGGAGAAGCAGGAGCUGCAGGAGAAGCUGCAAGGCCUCCAGAGCCAGCUGGAGUUCGUGGAGCAGUCCAUGGUGGACAAAUCGUUGGUCAGCCGGCAGGAGGCCAAGAUCCGUGAGCUGGAGACGCGGCUGGAAUUUGAGAGGACUCAGGUCAAGCGCCUGGAGAGCUUGGCCACCCGACUGAAGGAGAACAUGGAGAAACUGACUGAAGAGCGGGACCAGCGCACGGCGGCCGAGAACCGGGAGAAAGAGCAGAACAAGCGCCUCCAGCGCCAGCUGCGGGACUCCAAGGAGGAGAUGGCCGAGCUGGCCAAGAAGGAAGCUGAGGCCAGCCGGAAGAAGCACGAACUGGAGAUGGAUCUGGAGAGCCUGGAAGCCGCCAACCAGAGCUUGCAGUCGGACCUGAAGCUGGCCUUCAAGCGGAUCGGGGACCUGCAGGCGGCCAUCGAGGACGAGAUGGAGAGCGACGACAACGAGGACCUCAUCAACAGUUUGCAGGACAUGGUGGCAAAGUACCAGAGGCGCAGAAAUAAGCUCGAUGGAGACUCAGAUGCCGACUCGGAGCUCGAGGACCGGGUGGACGGUGUGAAGUCGUGGCUGUCCAAGAACAAGACUCCCUCCAAGACGGUCUCGGAAGACGGCAGCUUGAAGAGCAGCAGCCCUCCAGGCUAUCGGAAGUCCUUUACCUACGACAGAUCGGACGAGGAGAGAGACCUCUUUGAAGGCGGCGCGCCCAGGCCCAAGCACUCUUCCCGGAGCUACCUGAGCGACAGUGACUCGGAGAGCAAGCCUGCGGAAACCACCGCAUAGCCCAAGGCUGGAGGCAGCGGCAGGGGACACCGUUGUUCAUCCGGGCCUCCUCCCCUCUUGCUCCGUGGACAGAUGUGCCAGGCGCCGGGCAGGUGUGAUUUCCCUUGGAUCCGGGCCUUGGCUGAAGGACACCGCUGGGGGCUCUCUCUCUCUCUGCCUCAGUCUCUCUCCCUCGAUCUCUCUGUCCCCCCCAUCUCUCUGUCUCCCUCCCUCCCUCCGUCUGGGUGGGCGUGCUGUGUGACUGCCCUCCUUUUCUGUAGCGGAGGGAGGUGUGGAGGACCCAAAGGGAUGCUUUGGCACUCUUGGGGGUGGGGGAGAGGAGAGUGGGGAGGGAAAGCCUGUCCCCCCCAGCCCCCCACCCCAAACCAGCUGGGGUGACCUGUAGGUGCCGGCAGAGGUGUGCACUCCUGCCAAGGCUGCCUCUUCCUGGCUCUGUUUGUGGUCGCACGCCUGUUUGGUGGAUCGCAGGAGGAAGCCGGCCUCCUCGUGGGAUUGUCCGUGUGGAUGUGUGUCUGCAUGUGUUGGAGGGUGUCUUUCUUUUAGCAGUGCCUGUCCCCCCCCACCCAUCCCCCACUCCUGAGUAGCAUAACUUAUGUCCCUUCAGACCUGGGCGAGGGGCCUGCCCAGUUGUCUCCCCUCUCAAAGCAUCUCAAAGCAUCAAAGCCCCAUAGAGCGCCUGCCUGCACGCAGAAGAAAACUCUCUGCACCUACUUGCACACGCACACACACACGGCUUGCUCUCACCUCCGUUCAUCUUCCCAGUGGGGGAGAAGGGCUGAUGCGGGUGGAUCCGUGAGCCCCCCCCUUAAGCCCAUGCACCCUUGGCCUUCUGAGUCGCUGAGCACGGCCUGUGCAUCGGACGCUUGCGCACGAUACCCCUCCCACACACACUUCUCUUCCCUUUCCACCUUUUUCUUGCCCUGUGAGGCGCCACACGUCCACAUCCACAAUUUAUCCCCUCCCCCCCCAGUCAUCUUUUAAAAGAGCCUGGGAGCAAAAUACAGAACCUCCUGCCUUCUGCCAUCACCACGCGCACGCUGCCACCACGCUUUUGCUCGGCGGAGGGUGGGGUGGGGGUUGGAGGUUGGAGAUCCAAUAAGGGCCCCAAUCCGUCUCCUUUCCUGUUGCUCCCGGGAUGGUACAGCAACUGGAACAGCUGAAUCGGUUCAGGCCCAGUUGCUUUAUUUUAACGUUUCUUUUUCCUUUGCAAGCUCUCCCUUUGCUGCUUGUUCCCAAAGGAGUCCAGGCGCCAUUCCUCACCCGACGACGCCCCACCCACUCACCCCAGGAAAAAAUCCACUUCCCGAAACCCGUUCUAAGUUAUAUGUCGCUGGACUCGGCAAGCAGGGCAGAAGGGGAAGUGGGCGGGGGGGAGAAACGGGAGGCUUUCCCUACUGCCCUGCUCCCCUUUGGUCUGAGUUUGGUUUAUACUUCUAUACAUAUACGUAUACAUAUAUAUAUAUAUAUUUUGCACUACUUCAGUUGUGCGUUUGAUUUUUAUUUGAUUCCUUCCCCCCUCCCAACUUUACAUAAGAAAAUAAAUGUCAUUUACAGCUGCCGAAAGGCCCCGGUCGUCCUUGUACUCUUCUCUGGGAGCAGGUUGGUUUCUUUUUACGUGUCCUACAUCUGUGAGAGAAGGGUAGUGGCCUUUCACUUUUAGGCAGGAUGGUCAGCGACCAGGAAUGUGUUUACGUAGAGCAGGGCAGGCAGGAGGGCCUGGAAACCGAGCCCCGUGAGGAGCUGCUGAGGACACCGAGGGGGGUUCGUUUGGAGAAGAGAAGAGGGCAAAGUAUUAUGCGAGAACUGUCCUCGAGGAUCUGCAGGAUGGUCAGGAGGAAAAUGGGGCAGACUCGGUUUCUGCCACUCGAGAGGGUAGGUCUCCAACCGACAGAUCCAGAUGGCGGACAUGAAGAUUCUUGACUAUAAAUGCGAAGAAGAAUUGAUGUCAAGAGUGGUGGGAUUGUGGAACAUGGGUUACGCUGAAAGGCGGUGCGCUCGCUUGUUGGAGAAAAGAGGCAGGGCGGCCGGCUGUCAGGGAGGCUUUCCUGCGCUGGCUGCAAGUUGGACUACAUGGCCCCUGAGUCCCUUGCCUGCUCUACCACGCCGCGAUUCUUUCCUCCCCCCCCCCGUCUG